This is a messenger RNA of Alternaria postmessia, 1038 nucleotides long. RefSeq lists its product as uncharacterized. The coding region runs from base 1 to 1038 and encodes 345 amino acids. Lineage: Eukaryota; Fungi; Ascomycota; Dothideomycetes; Pleosporales; Pleosporaceae. The transcript has 3 exons. The record is from RefSeq and is a predicted model, not a curated record.
AUGACUGACUCUUCGAUCUGGAAUGAGGAGGUUGCCGUGCCCAAAGUGGUGAUCUCUUACGUCGAUCCCAACGUUAAAGAGAAGCUCCCAAAGGGUUCGACCGUCGACAGCAUCUCGUCACACGGAGCAUCCUACUGGACUCGAACAGCGCACAUCCGAACUACCGACCAGAAUGGAGAAGCUGUGUCCUACUUCCUUAAGGUCCAAGAGAGUAUACCUCUAAUGGAAGCUCAAAAGGUAUCGCAAGGUGACGCGGGGAGAGGCAUGAUGUACGGAGAAUUCCACUCAAUGUCGGCGCUCCAUGGCGCUCUGCCUGAGCUUGCGCCGAGACCAAUCGGGUGGGGAGAAUACGCGAACGAAGCUGAUACGUAUUUCUUCCUGUGUGAUUUCCAUGACAUGACGGAUGAAGUGCCUGAUGCCUCCGACUUUCCCGAGAUGGUCGCCAAACUACACAAGAACGGAGUGUCGCCAUCUGGAAAGUUUGGGUUCCCGGUUCCAACAUACCAGGGACGGCUGCCACAGGAUACCACUGAGUGUGAUACCUGGGAGGAAAGCUUUUCGCGAGGCAUCCGUCGUUUCUUCGAGCUCGAGGAAAGCUCACAGGGUCAAGAGCAUGAGAUGACGGAAUUGCGCGAAGCUAUCAUGAAUAAGGUGAUUCCGAAGUUGUUGCGUCCGCUUGAAACGGAAGGGAGAAGCAUUAUUCCCUGCCUGGUGCAUGGCGAUCUUUGGGAUGGGAACACUUCUGUCGAUUCUGCCACGGAUCGACCGGUGAUAUUUGACGCAUGCUCUUCAUAUGCCCACCAUGAGUGUAAGUACUGUGACUUCCUCUUCUCUUAUCUGCGUUGCGCUGAUCAAAACUGUACGUUGGCAGAUGAGCUAGCACCGUGGCGACCUACCCGUCACAAAAUCGGAAAACCCUACGUGACCGAGUACCUGAAGCACUACCCUAUGUCGGAACCAGCCAAGGACUUCGACGAUCGAAAUGCACUGUACUGCAUGUAUGUAUCCGAAGGUGUUGCCGUGCUUCCCCCAUCCUAG